UCGCUAUGGCUACCAUAGGCCAAACACUGCACAGUACAGGGAAAUUCUGAUACACGAACACUGUUCAAUACCGUUGUCGCUGUCGACAAUACUUUGGGCAGUGUAACCCACACCCCACAGGAACAAUCAGUGUUAAUUUUAUUACGAACUCUAUAAUACCUACCUAUUGUUAUUUCUUCCACAAAUUGUUUAAAUUCGUACUAAAAUAAGUUAAUUAAAUAUAGUCAUGCGUGUUUCUGGUACUCGAACAUACUAUCGGCCGACGCCUCCUAAAAUGCCUCCUGGGCUGGUGAAUUUAAUACAAGAUUUAUCAAGGGAUGUACUGAAAAAUAAUCCUACGGAUAUUUACGGAUACUGCGCUAAUCAUUUCAAACAACUUCUCGAAAUAAGAGAUGGCCCCCUUCAAAAAAAAAAACUAACAUUAGAAGAGAAAAUUGCCAAAGCCCAAGAAAAGGUAAGGCAGCGAGCAGAGCAACGAAGGCAACAAUAUGAUAAUGAGAUGCUCAAGCGACAGCGUGAUCAAGAAACUGAAAUAAAAGCUUCAAAUAAUAACGAUACACCAAUUCCUGUUCAAGAAGCAGCUGCUAUUGAUAUUACACCACUUAUUCAUAAAGAACAGGAGUUAGUUAACUCGUUAGCAGAGCCCGUAUCGUCAGCAGAAGCUGUAUUGUCAGCAGAACCCAUAUCGUCAGCAGAAUCUGUAUCGUCAGCAGAACCUGUAUCGUCAGCAACAAUAGCUGUAUCGUCAGCAACAACAACUGUUUCGUCAGCAACAACAGCUGUAUCGUCAGCAACAACAGCUGUAUCGUCAGCACCAGUUAUACCGUCAUUAGCAGCUGUAUCGUCAGUAGUAGCUCUGUCGUCAGCAGUUGGUCUAUCCUCAGCUGCGGCUCUGUCAUCAGCUGUAGCUAUAUCGUCAGCAGUAGCUUUAUCUUCAGCUGCAGAUCCAUCGUCACCAGCAGCCCAAUCGUCUGCGAUAGUUGAAUUAUCAAAUAAAAAUGACACACCACCUGAAGAUUAUCAAAUUUCUGAGGUAGCUAGAAACGAUAAAAACGAUUUGAAACUAGAUAUGAAAGCUGACUCUAUCUCUAAAAUGGACGAACUAAAAGGCGAUAUUUUCACCGCAGAGGCUAACACUCCAAUUAGUGAUAACGCAAUUGAAAAUCCCAUAAUAGUACCGGAGACCAAGAUUAUUUCCAGUGAUGCGUCAGAAACCUUAAAUAAUAUGAGUGAACCCGUCGUUGAGGUACAAGUGAAGCCCGAUAAUCAACAGUCAUUUGAAGAAAAUGAAGAAUUCAUAGCUGUAGAUUUACAAGAAACUGACAAGUCAAGUCCAAUUAAUGACGUAAUUAUAGAAAAUAAUAAAAUUUAUGUCGAAAACGUUACUGCUAUAAAAACGGAACCGGUGACAGAUAAUAAAAGCGAAGAAAAUGAUGCAGAUAAACUGAAGUCAUCUGUGCAACCAUUUACAUUUGAUAAUAACAAUGUUGAAACCCAACCUGAUGAAAUUGUUACAAAAACUCAGCAUUCCAAUGUAACUGAAAACAUUAAGGAUGGUAAUGUUGUUCUUGAUUAUGAGUCCCAGAUAAAUACAACAGAAAACGGUGAAAAGAAAUUGGAAACUGAUGAUAAUAAAAAGGAAACGGAUUCAGAUUCUCAGGAAACCAACCAAUUCGAAAUUUCUUUUAAAGAAUCCCCCACAGUAGAGCUACAGGGUUCACAAGUAAGUUCUGAUGUUAUGGAAUCAUUAUUGGAUUCAAAUACUGAUAAUGAGAUCAUGACACUUGUUGUACAAGAAUCCAGUAAUGGUGAUCUAGAGGAGGUAAACGGUUUUAAUGAAAUAAGUGCCCUUAAUUCGAAUAUACACACUGAUUCACCCCAAUCGAAUAAAGUUGAAUCAGGACAAGAUUCGGAAAAUGAAAAGCUUCAGGAGAAUCAUCGUGAAAAUGUAAUUGACAAUGCUAUUGAGGAUAAUGUUAAGAAUACUGAACAUAUAGAAAAUAAUGACAUUCGCAACAACGAUCUUGGGACAUCAAAAUUAAGUGAAGCGACUCCUAACAACCAAGAUAAUAUGGAUUUAGAAACUGCUGCAGUAACUAUACAAAAAGUUUUUCGAUCAUUCCUUUUUAAGAGCAGAACGUCUACAUUAGAUGAAACCGUCAACGAUGAAACAAUGUACUCGAAUGAUGAUGAGAAAAAUAAGGAGGAAUGUGAUUUUACCAUUCCAGGUCCUCUAAACGAAAGAAGGCCACACGGUAUCACAAGAAUGGAUACAGUUCUCCAAACUGUCAACGAGGAAAAGUCGCUUUCUUUAUCCGACGACUCCUCUACGUUAUCGAGUGCCGCAACUAUUAUUCAAGCCCACGUUAGAGGCUUUUUGGUUAGAAAUAAACUUUAUUCAAAUAAAACUAUUUCUACUAAUUCCCAACACACUAGUUAUUCCAACGAACCUUCGCUUACAUCUCUAGAAAUGGACAAUGAACAAAAUAAGAAUAAAACUGUCUUAAACAUUCAUAUUGUUCCCGAAGGUGGGAAUUAUUUAAGUCGUGAUGAGAGUUUAAUCACUUCAAUGGAUUUAUCUUUAGACAGCAGUCCACCAUCGUCCAUUAAUUUACAUCCUUUGGGUUAUGAUAAAAGUGAAAGACGUAAGCAAUUGAAGAGAGAAGAUGCUAUUCAAUCCAUUUCUCCACCAAGUAACAAUAGUGGAAAAUUAAGCGAGGAUGUGGAUUCCGUGAAAGAGCUUAAUGAUUCUGAAACUGUAGACCAUGUAGACCAUCCGGUAGAAAAUAACAAAACCAUUAAAGAUAAUUUGAACGAUAACAUGGCACAGAGCAAGAAUAAAAGUAAUGUAGUCGAACAUGUAGCCCCAGAAAAUAUCUCCUCUGAUGAUGUGGAAACAUGCGUGCAGCAAAAUAAAUCUUUGGAUACUGUUAAUUCUGAUGAAUUGGAUGUUGUCACUCCAUUUGAAUCUAGUGAAGAUAACAACCCCUCGGAACAUAAACUAAUUCAUUCUGGAGAGUUCCACGACGCUGUACUUCCUACUAAUCCUACUAAGGUGUCCCGCAGUGACACAACAGUCGCCAGUGAGUUCAAGAAUGUCCUGGUGUAUUUCUUACUUUGGAAUCAUUCAUAACAUUAGUUAUUAAGUGUACCUACCUAAUUAUAUGAAUCAAAUUGUAUGAAAUCUUAAAUAAAACAUGUUCACUUUUAAUAUUGUUUUAUGCUAUUAAGCUCUUUAAUGAAUCAUACAUACAUUCAUAACUUCCCGCC
Spodoptera litura is the source of this 3270-nucleotide messenger RNA. RefSeq lists its product as uncharacterized. The record is from RefSeq and is a predicted model, not a curated record. Gene Ontology annotation, molecular function: protein binding. Lineage: Eukaryota; Metazoa; Arthropoda; Insecta; Lepidoptera; Noctuidae.